Molecule: messenger RNA, 6975 nt
Organism: Xyrauchen texanus (razorback sucker)
Lineage: Eukaryota; Metazoa; Chordata; Actinopteri; Cypriniformes; Catostomidae
Gene: lmtkb
Product: apoptosis-associated tyrosine kinase b
Exons: 13
Coding region: 298-5073 (1591 amino acids)
Biological process (GO): peptidyl-tyrosine autophosphorylation; brain development
Molecular function (GO): ATP binding; protein tyrosine kinase activity
Source: RefSeq, a predicted model, not a curated record
CUCCCUUCAUUCUCUCUCUCUGUCUCUCCAGUGGAGGAUUGAUGUGCUUUUUAUUUGUGUGUUUUUGGAGAGUUGUAGUGAUGUAUUCUGGAGACCUAGGCUCUUUGGUUCCACAGCAGCAUGAACAGGUUCCUACCGUUCUGUUCUGUGAGCGAUCAGUCUGGGGGUCAUUUGGACACCUCACAGGUGCUCAGUGGAUAGCCCAGAUGUGCAGGUUUAUGGUGCGAAAGGGAAGUGGAACAUGUGCAUUAAGGACAGGAGUUUGAGAAUGCAGAGGGAGAGGACUUUCCAGGGGACAUGUCCAUGCAUGCAUCGCCUGCAUCUCACGCCGGUCCCGAUGUCUACAUCCUGCCUCUCACCGAGGUCUCGCUGCCUGUCGCCAAGCAACCUGGCCGAUCAGUCCAGCUCCUGAGAUCCAAAGAUCUUGGCUGCCACAGCUUGCUUUACAUAAAGGAGAUAGGACAUGGCUGUUUUGGAAAGGUAUUGUUGGGGGAGGUUCACUCUGGUCUUAGCAGUACCCAGGUGGUGGUGAAGGAACUAAAGUCCAGCGCCAGCAUUCAGGACCAGAUGCAUUUCUUGGAAGAGGCUCGUCCAUACCGGACUCUCCAGCACCCGGCUUUAGUGCAAUGCCUCGCCCAAUGCACAGAGGUCACACCCUACUUACUGAUCAUGGAGUUCUGCCCUCUGGGUGAUGUUAAAAGCUACCUGCGCAGCUGCGGUGCAUCAGAUUCCAUGAUCCCUGACCCCUUACUGCUUCAGAGAAUGGCAUGUGAGAUCACUUCAGGCUUGCUGCACCUUCACAAAAACAACUUCACCCACAGUGAUUUGGCUUUAAGAAAUUGCCUGCUUACAUCAGACAUAAACGUCAAGAUCGGAGAUUAUGGACUAUCACACAACAAGUACAAAGAAGACUACUUUGUGACAUCAGACCAGACUUGGAUUCCUUUACGCUGGAUUGCCCCUGAGCUGGUGGAUGAGGUUCAUGGUAACUUGCUGGUGGUGGACCAAACUAAGGAAAGCAAUGUCUGGUCACUUGGUGUAACGAUCUGGGAGCUGUUUGAGUUGGGGAAUCAGCCAUAUCGUCACUAUUCAGACAGACAGGUUCUCAGCUAUGCUGUAAAGGACCAGCAAUUGAAGCUGCCCAAGCCUCUAAUUAAGUACCCUCUUGCUGAACGCUGGUAUGAAGUAAUGCAGUUCUGUUGGCUUCAGCCUGACCAGAGGCCAACUGCAGAGGAAGUUCAUCUGCUGCUUAGUUACCUAUGUGCCAAAGUUGCCAGUGAGGCUGAAGAAGACUUUGAGAGGCGCUGGAACUCCUUGAGACCCAACACAAGCCAAACCAAUCUACACGGAGCCGGUGCACUUGGAAUUGGCAUGCCCGUGUCAUCCACCACUUCCUCAUUCCCUCUACUGGAGCACUUUCCCUCUGGAGACGGCUACCACUCUGAGUCUGGAGAUGACAUCCUAACAGUUACUGAAACCAGCCAUGGCCUCAACUUUGAGUACAAGUGGGAGCAGGCCAGGGCUGAACAGCACUACCACUCUUCAUCCACUACUGGAACUUUAGGUCAAGGAAACCCCCAUUGUCAGGAGAUCUACUACCCUCCAGGAGGAAUGGUGGGUGAUUGUGCAGUUGAAGGACUUCCCCUAGGGGUUUCUCCUUCAUACUUUGAGCCAAAGCAACUACACACCACAGGUGUGGUACCAGUUUUGAGUGCUCAUAGUCCAUUUGUGAGUAAUGAGUAUUACAUCCGCAUUGAGGAGCCAGUGCAAAGUAAUAUUGACAUGAACUUCACCAUGUGUGCUUACAGUCCAGAGUUUGGGGAAGUCAAUGGACUCUUUUUAACUGGUAGUGGAGACUCUGGGGAGUGUAUCAACUGUCCCUCUGAAGCCAAGCCAGAAGACAUAUACUGGUCAGCGGAGGUCCACAAAAGCAGUGCCUAUGAUUCAGACAGCAGUCCUGCUAUUUCUCUAACUAUGGAGCCUCUUUUAGGCCAUGGAAGUCCUCUCAGGCCAUGGGAGUCUGGUCACUAUGUUUCAUACAAAGACAGAGAUAUAGGUUACUAUUAUGAGCCAUCACCUCCAAAGCGAAUGGACCACUACUUGAUUGGAGACUCAACAGAACUGCCACAAGAGAGCUGGGGAUCUCGAAGCCUGAGACAAGCACUUGGGGAACUGGAGGACCCUUUAGGGGUCUCACCAUCUCUUGGAAGUCCACCACAGGGUUAUGCUGAUCCUUACUUAGAGAACAUACAAGGCUCCAUUAUAGGAAAGAAUGUCACGGGAGGGUACUAUGAUAUGAUGGGUUCCUUGAGGAAGACUAUGCCAGGCAACCACUCAGUUUGCAUCGACAUGGCGUCGGGUGGAGCUAUAUUUGUAGGGCAUAAUGACAGUGACUCUGACGAAGACAUAUUUGUGGAAAGGCGAGGAAGGAGUUGGUCCACCAACAAUCCAGCAAAUAACCCAAUGAACUUGUGUCAGAUGCAAGGGUCUUGUCUGCAGGAUUCUUAUGCAGACUUCCACUACACUAUGCCAAUGACGGAUGUUGAGGAUACAUGGCCAGAAGAGCAGAGCCUGCCAUACCACAUUUCUAAACAAGUCGACUGCUUAGAGGCAACAGUCAAAAGUAAUACUUGUUUGGUGCAUGGAAGACAUGUUGCUUCAAACCCUUCACCUGAGUGCAACUCGUAUAUAAAUAUAUGCCACGAACCCAGAGAGGCUGAAGUAUACCCCGUGCCAUGUUGUCAGGCUUUGAGCAGUUCACAUUUUGUAGACCCUCUAACAGGGACACUUGUGAGGAACUGCUUCAUGAUUGACUGUAUUCCAGGGAAAAGCAUGGUGUUACCCCAAAAAGACCAACAUCUUGGCCAUGCACCUUUAUCUGCUAGACAUCUAGUGUCCAAAACAGAGACAUCAAGGGAAGUUGCAAAACACUCUGAGGUAUCUGAGCAAUAUGUGGAUAUUAGAGUAGGGGAAAUGAUCUUAAAACAAGAAAACACUCAACAAUCUCCAGCAGACCCUAAGACCGAAGUUCUUACCAUCACCUCACAGUUGGAGAAAUCCUCAGCCGAAUUACCCAAUUCAGAGCCUGAGUUAGAGUUGAGUAAGACGGUGGACAGUGGUGAGGAUCGUGGACGCUCUAGUAUCAGCCUAGUGGAGAUUGAUGACUGUAGCGAUGAUGAAAUCACUGACGUAACCUCAGGGAUUUUUUGUGACUUUACAGUGGAAGAAGACACUUUUGACUACACCAAUCCAACAUUCAAGUCAUUACAAAAGCAGGUUGGUACCCCAGACUCAAUGGACUCUAUUGACAUACCAUCCACAGCAUGUUCAAGUGAGACUCUAAGUCCUGCGUCCAUCCAUCCAUCAAGCUCUCCCAAGACUGUGGAUAGCGGCUACGACACAGAAAACCAUGAAUCUCCAGAAUUUGUUCCAAAGGAACCCCAUGAGAUACAAGAUGCCAAAGCCUUCAACGAGCCCUUGGGAAAGGUGACAUCUGGAACUAACUUUGUCAGUGAAGAACAACAGGUUAAAAGUGCUGAAGCUGAGCAGAUAGAUCACAAUGUUGAUACUGUAAUGGCCUUGACAGCAUCUGAGAGCAGUGAUGGUGAGUUUAAUGCACUGAGUGAUAAAACUCCAUACAGAGAUUCGGCCUACUUCUCUGACAAUGAUGCAGGGAAAGAUAAAGAAAGUGAAGAGGACAUCAAUGAACUUGAGGACCAGAAAGAGGGACCAGAAGAAAAUAUAGAUAAAGAAUACCUACGUCCUCCACAGGAGACAGAUGGAGAUGAAUAUCUUUUGUCAUCUACAAAGGCGAGUGAAAAGGCUCUCGAACAGCUUGAGGACAUAACCUCCAAAGUUCUUCCAAUGGUAGAAGAAGGAGUGUCUUCUUGUGACAAUGCCAUCCGUGAAUGUCUCUCAACUCUUGAUAACAAAGUAUCCACCAUAGAAAACCAUUUUGAUGGUGAAAACCUUGGGAUAGAUUCAGAUCACUCUGCAGAACUUGUACUUUUGGAAUCUCAAGUAUUUGAUUCAGAUGUAUCCCCUUGUCCCAAUGUAAGUCAUGAGGAUUCUUUCAAGCAAGAACUUACCGGGAACAGUCCAUCUCUUGACACACUAACCUCUGAGGGUGAUGUUGCAGACAAUGUUGUGUCCAAUGGAGAGGACAGUAUAUAUGAGCUCGACAAAGUCAAAGAUGUGAGCUGUACGAUUUUGUCCACAGAUGAACCAGUGCCUCAGCAGGAAACAUCAGAGGAGGUGUUAGUGCUUGGGCCAGAAAGCAACCAUUCUUCUGAUUCCUCCACACAUAAAAAUCUGGAAUCUAGGAAUAAAGACCCUGAAAAGGGAUGGCGUAAAAGAAGCUCCACACGUUCUUGUUCUCCUCCCCCUUUACUAGAAGGACGGCUGUCUCCCAUGGAUGGGGAGGAGGCAGAUGAGGAAGGUGACUCUGAGGACAGUGAUGAAUCGGAUGAGGAACUGCGCACGUACAGCAUUCGGGAGCAGAGCGAAGAAAGUGAGGAUGAGAUCUUGCCUGUGCCUAUUAUUGUAAGUGACAGCAGUGAUGCACACAAACUCAGAAGCCUACUCAAGAUGCCAACUCUGCUUAGCGAUUCACUGUCUGAUGAAAUGGACUCCAAAAAGAAGGUGGUGUCCUUCUUUGAUGAUGUCACCGUCUUUCUGUUUGACCAGGAAAGCCCUACCAGGGAGCUGGCAGAUAACAGCUCUCCCCUUGGUGGAGAGUCAAGCAAACCAAGUGCAAAGGACGAAGUGCCAAACCAGAAGGAAAAGGUCAAUGUCUCAGAUGACUCUUCAGAUGGAAACAUAUCAGAAGAGAGUGCAGGGUUUGAAUGGGAAGAUGAUUUCCCCAUGUUGCCCCUUCCCACAUCUACCAAGGGUUCUCCUCCAGACAUCACUUCAAAGCCAAGCCUUCUGACCUGCAGCACUAAACCUGUGGUACAGGUUUCCUCACGUUUUACUGUGUCUCCAUCCAAUGUUUCACGAUUCUCCAUCACACAUGUGUCAGAUUCAGAUAUGGAUUCUGCAGGAGGGAGCAGUGAAGAUGGGGAAAGAGAGUAAAACAUCAUACUGCCAAAUCACAGACCCAUUAUUUAUUUUAUUUUAUUUUGUAUUUAUUUUAACAAGAAGAACAAAUUGAGAAAGCUUGGAUUCCAGUGAAGACAGUGCCUCUUAAUGUCAGCAAAUACUUAAGAGCAGCCCUUUUUCAAAGGGCCCCAGCUGACAAUACAUGUGGAAAUGACUUUUAAAAUCAAAUAUUAAUAAAGUCAAAUCAGAUUCAAAUAUUCUUACUUAAAAUCAAGCAUAUUUUAAAUGGAAGACAGUUUGAAUGGAUUAGUUAUGGAGCUCCUGGGAAACCUACUAUGAACGUUUACUACACAAAACAUCAGAUACUCUAUUUUUGGAAGUGUUGAAACAACCCUGAAGUUACGACUGCAUCAAAAAAUGGAUGAAAAGAUGGUCUUAGCGAAAUGUGUCAAAACACAACUGAACUGAUUUUUACUGUGAAGUAGCAAUACUGUAUCGUCAGUCUAGUAAAGGAUUCUAAGAAGAAAUGUAAUUGUUUUUAUGACUGAAAAUAAGUUAAUGACACAAUGCUGCCUUGUGUUUGUCACCUACUGUACCUGAGAGUAGCAUAGUGUUGUGGUGACGUGGCAUUCUGAAACCAAUUGUAUCAUUUCAUUGAUUAGAGUGGAAUUCUUUCUUGAUAUCAAAUUUCUUUCUUUCUAAAGAAAAUUUGUAUUGCAAGGUGUAUGUUUUUAUAUAAUUUGUGGUAUUUAUUUGGUGUUUUUUCAUUGUUUCAAUUUAAAUCAAUGUCCAAAUCAGGCAAAUCAUUUGAACAUUUGAGCUUUUGAGUCAUGUCCUGCUGAUAUAAACGGAUAACAUUUUGGUUAUCAUCAGCUAAACCCAUGACAUAAAAAUUUUGAAUUAAAUUAUAACCUUUUUGAAGUAGUAAUGUUAUGCAAUUUAAGUAGAAAAGCUCCAUAAAACUCUUAAUACACAAACACUUUUGAGAAAAUAUCAACAAAUAUAAUUGACAAAAUAUUAUUUUGUAAUGGGACAGUUCAUGGUUAUUAAUGAUGAGAAAGAUGUAUUUAUCAAUGAUGCUGUAAAUGCCUACUAUCUAUUGAGGGAUGGAAAAGAGUUGUAUUAUGAUCAGGGUGUAAAUUAUAGACAUGCGUUAUUUAUUAUCUUUUAUAUUUCCUGGAAUGUUGAAGCACAAAGAUAAAUGCUCUUUAUCUUUGUAAGCUACAGUGCUGAACAGGCUGUCAUGCUGAGCUACUUUAUUGUUGGACUUUUCACCAAAAAGGAACAAUUUCAACUGAACAAAGUAGACAUAUGAUUUUAAAGUAUUACUGUCAGAUAUUUAAUUCCUAUUCUCAUAUGUGGCUGGGAAACACCAUUUAUCACACCUUUUACAAUUCAGACAUUAUCAUGGAGGACUUGCUUGCAAAUGUGACUGAGAACAGUGUACAGUACGGAGGAACUCGAUGCUACCUGCACAAUUCUGUGCAUCCGACCACAAGCCUGGCAGCCAGAGAGAAGCAGAAAUCUUGAUCCUCUACUCUUGGUAUGUUCUAUGUUUGUUUGGCCUAUUAUGGCAUUAUUAUAUGUAAUUGUUUAGCUUAGAUCGAACUAGACAACAGUCUGUACUAUUUUUGUAUUCGAUUAAACAAUUUUAAACUACUGAAAGCUCAAAUGGGAACUCAGGAGGAAAGGGAAAUCUCCAUGUGUUUUCUGCCAAAGAAUUGUGUAAUGUGGCACAUAAAGGCCGGAAUGGCGUUCCAUAGAUGUUUUAAUUCAGAUGGGCAGAGUCACUGAUUUUCCUGGCUGUUGCUGCAGACAUUUGGCAGUUUGAGGGUUUUUAAAUUGCAGUAUUGUUAAGCGAGAGUGGUUGUAAGUCUGUUCCUCAAAUGUGUUACAAACUUAGUUCGAAAAAUAAAACAAUUCUGUUUUACCAUU